Messenger RNA from Colletotrichum fioriniae, 762 nucleotides. RefSeq lists its product as uncharacterized. The record is from RefSeq and is a predicted model, not a curated record. Lineage: Eukaryota; Fungi; Ascomycota; Sordariomycetes; Glomerellales; Glomerellaceae.
AUGCAAAAGGUCUCGAUGAUUCCACUCAUCUCCUUCGACGCCGUCGUCAACGUUUAUCUUACCAUUCUCUUCCUCAUUCCUCUCAAGAGUAAGGCCAGCCAGGCAUUCCAGCAAGCCAGUCUAUACUCCUUCAAGAAUUUCCCCAAAACAACUGCAAACAUCCGACUUAGAAGUGUCGCCCUCCGCACCUUUGUUGGUGCUCUGUGCACGCUCACCAGUAGCAUUGUUAACUUGACUGUACUCAUGGCCCUCAACGGUGAGCCCGGUUGGGUCUGCCUUAUGUGCUGCAACAGCGACAUCCUUUUCUCUGCCAUUGUUGUACAGUGGGUUACUUCGAAGGAUAACCAAGCUACCAUCGGCUCGUCGAGCGGUAACUCCCGAGGUGAAGACUUCCGCCGUCCGGACGGCGCUCCCUACUCGCCCCACAUCGCACCGAGCCAGAAGCACGUCAUGGGCGAUGUUGGCGAGAUUUCGCUGGACAGCCGACGCUCCAACUCUGCCACCAGCGACGACAAGAUUUCGUCAGAGGGAGAACGUACGCGCAGGACAUCAUCGGCCGGGUCGGUGCCUGCGAGCGGCGUCUACGUGACAACCACGAUCAAGCGAGAGUCGAAGCCGACACCGGCCGUUUUCGAGGAGAUGGAUAUUGAAGAAGGCUAUGCCGAGUCUAACAGGUCAACUCGGCCGAUCAGCGGACGCGAUUCGGACUUUGACAAAUACGCCGCUGGCUCACGAACGAAGAUCACGGCCGGAAAGCGCUAA